Messenger RNA from Diversispora eburnea, 642 nucleotides. The record is from the annotation of a GenBank genome assembly. NCBI's taxonomy places the organism in Eukaryota, Fungi, Glomeromycota, Glomeromycetes, Diversisporales, Diversisporaceae.
AAUUCUACGAAUUUUUAUAAUUCUAAGAAUGCCAAGAAUAUAUGGAAUAUUAGAAUUCCUGGAAUAUUUUAUUAUAUAAACAUAAUGAAUUUCCACGAACAUUAUUCAGAACUUCUUAAAAAAUUACCUCCUUCCAUAAAAAAGAAUAUAUGGAAUCGACUUAUUUCUAGAGUACAUAAUCCCUUGUCAGAAGAACAGACAAGUAGUAUUCAUUCUGAUAUUGAGUCAUUGCUAAUUAGUAAAAUUGAUAAAUAUGCAAAGAAAAAAAAUCUACAACGACGUAGUAAAUUAAUCUUAGAUCAUUCUAGAUCAAACUUAGAUCAAACCGAAAUUAAUCUUAAAUCGAACUUAGAUCAAACCGAGAUUAAUCUUAGACCGAACUUACAAGUAAUUAAUUCUGAAGAUGAAAUCAAUGCUCGAGUCAAAGAAUCUACUCAGGAAACAUUAAACUCUAUUAAGCAACAAAAAGAAGUUGAGUGUAAUCAAAUUCGUUUAGAUAUGGCUCUCAAGUCUAGAAAUUUAUUCGAACAUAUAUUAAAAAAAUAUAUUCGAGAUGGAACUAUAUAUAAUCUUAUUCAUUUAUUGGAAGAAGCAGAUGGAACACGAUAUCCUGACAUAUCUCGCAUUGUAAAGAAAAAUUGA